Molecule: messenger RNA, 771 nt
Organism: Colias croceus (clouded yellow)
Lineage: Eukaryota; Metazoa; Arthropoda; Insecta; Lepidoptera; Pieridae
Gene: Bet5
Product: trafficking protein particle complex subunit 1
Exons: 3
Coding region: 120-557 (145 amino acids)
Biological process (GO): endoplasmic reticulum to Golgi vesicle-mediated transport
Cellular component (GO): TRAPP complex
Source: RefSeq, a predicted model, not a curated record
CUGACGUUGACGUAUUGUUUGUUGAUUUACGGUUUACCAUAUCUUCAAUUUUGUAAAAUAUUUUUGAAAUAAUUGUUACCUACUUCUGUAACUGUGAAUUGUAAUCGUAUUCUGCUGAAAUGACGAUUUAUAAUAUGUAUAUUUUUGAUCGCUAUGGCACAUUACUUUAUUAUGGUGAAUGGAAUAGGACAAAACAAUCUGGAAUGUCUAGGGAGGAGGAGGGCAAGUUGAUGUUUGGAAUGCUGUUUUCCAUAAAAUCAUUUGUGACAAAGAUAUCCCCCCUGGAUCCCAAAGAGGGCUUCAUCAGCUACAAAACAUCGAAAUACACGAUCCAUCAUUUGGAAACCCCUUCAGGACUCAAAUUCGCUCUCAACACAGACAAUCAAGCUCAGGGAAUGAGAGAAUUGUUAAAAAAGAUUUAUUCAGACAUCUAUGUAAAGUAUGUAAUUCGGAAUCCAUUGUGUGGGAUCGGCGAACCAAUUAUUAGUGAAUUAUUUAAGACUAAACUAGAUUUAUUUAUUAAACAGGCGCCUUUAAGUGCUGCAAGAGCCUCUUGAAGAUAAGUUAUAAUGUAUUUAAUGUUGUUAUUUAUUUAAUUGUCUUUAUCUCAUUGUUGUGGGAUUUGCAAGUAUGUGCCCCGAUGCUAGAUUUGGUUUUUCAAGUAGUAUAAGAUUUAAGAAGGCAUAUUUGUAAGAGAAGUUAUUAUUUUUUAAGCUUUUUUUUUUAUAUUUAGAUAUUAAAUUUCAAUAUUGAUAUGGUUUUAAGUCAUAA